AUGACAACUGAUGUUGAAACCGAGUGGCAGCUGUUUAAGAGAGGCCUACUCGGUGCUGCCGCCGAAUGCUGCAUAUAUAAACGGGUUGGCCUGCCGCCUGGAGGUCAGAAAGGAUCUUCAUGGUGGACACGAGAGGUACAACUGACAGUAAAAGAGAAGAAAGCAGCGUUCAAGAAAUGGCUUGGAAACAAGGAGCUAUCUACUCGUGUGCGAUAUGUCGAGGCACGCUAG
Molecule: messenger RNA, 231 nt
Organism: Soboliphyme baturini
Lineage: Eukaryota; Metazoa; Nematoda; Enoplea; Dioctophymatida; Soboliphymatidae
Source: the annotation of a GenBank genome assembly